AUGGCCGCUCUAAAAACCGACACAAAAGUUGACGAGGAAAAUGACGAAGAAGUUGAGGUUGAAGUAAACGGCGAAGGCGGAGAAAACACAGAGGCCGCCAAGAAGAAGAAAAAGAAGAAGAAGAAGAAAAAGGCCGGUGAAGAUAAUGCGGAAAACAAGGAGGUAACCGAGGCUGCGGCUGAAAACGGCGAUCAAGCAGAGGAAGGUGCAGAAGAAGGCAAAGACAAUGAAAAGAAAAAGAAGAAAAGGAACCGCAAAAAGGGGGGAAAACCUACUCAAACCAACCCACCUUCGGUGCCAAUUGUGGACCUCUUUCCUGAUCAGGUUUUCCCUGAAGGGGAGAUAAUGGAGUACCCUGCUCUUAAAGAUGACCGUACUGCUAAGGAUAGAUUUUCAUCAGAGGAAAAACGUGCAUUAGACAGAAUGCACAAUGACAUUUACAAUGAAGUUAGGUUAGCUGCAGAAGCUCACCGUCAGACAAGACAACACAUCCAAAAAUGGAUCAAACCAGGUAUGACAAUGAUACAAAUCUGUGAAGAACUUGAAAAUACAGCCAGGAAACUUAUUGCGGAAAAUGGCUUGAAAGCUGGCUUAGCCUUUCCAACUGGUUGCUCUAGAAAUCAUUGUGCUGCUCAUUACACACCAAAUGCAGGUGAUAAGACUGUUUUGGAGUAUGACGAUGUUGUUAAAAUUGACUUUGGAACUCACAUCAAUGGUAGGAUCAUUGACUGUGCAUUCACACACACUUUCAAUCCGAAAUAUGACAAAUUGGUGGAGGCUGUAAGAGAUGCAACUAACACAGGUAUUAGGACUGCUGGUAUUGAUGUGCAGCUAUGUGAAAUUGGAGCUGCCAUUCAGGAGGUCAUGGAGUCCUAUGAGAUUGAGUUGGAUGGAAAGACUUACCCUAUUAAGUCUAUUAGGAAUCUAAAUGGGCAUUCAAUUUCACCAUACAGAAUUCAUGCUGGUAAGACUGUGCCAAUUGUAAAAGGUGGUGAAGCCACUGUCAUGGAAGAAAACGAAUUCUACGCCAUCGAAACUUUUGGUUCUACUGGUAGGGGUAUUGUGCAUGAUGACAUGGAUUGCUCCCAUUACAUGAAAAAUUUUGAUGUACCCUAUGUCCCUCUACGUUUACAAUCUUCCAAAUCUCUGCUGAAUGUUAUAAACAAGAACUUUGGCACCCUGGCUUUCUGCAAACGUUGGUUGGACAGAGCAGGGGCCACCAAAUAUCAAAUGGCGUUAAAAGACCUUUGCGACAAAGGCAUUGUUGACGAUUACCCGCCGCUAUGUGACAUCAAGGGAUGUUACACUGCUCAGUUUGAACACACCAUCAUGUUACGUCCAACAUGCAAAGAAGUGGUUUCAAGAGGAGAUGAUUACUAA
Molecule: messenger RNA, 1380 nt
Organism: Brassicogethes aeneus
Lineage: Eukaryota; Metazoa; Arthropoda; Insecta; Coleoptera; Nitidulidae
Source: the annotation of a GenBank genome assembly